AAUAGGAAAUCGCUGCCAAUUUGUGCCAAAUGUCUAGCCAUCAGACUGUCUGCAAAUGUUUCUUUUUCCGCUCAUUUAAUUCCGCUCAUUACAUCGGACAUUUGUUACAUUUAAUUAAGCAAUCCAAUUUGUGUUUAAACGUAUUUAUCGCAAAUAAUGAGCACGCCUGCUUUUAUAAAUGUUAUGAGCAUGGUAAAUUAAUAACAUUCGAUGAGCAAUGGUCAACUUUGUUCGUUAUUGCACAUUUGUAAUUCUGGUGGCCGCUGCGAAGGCUCAGGAUAAUGAGGAAACCUCAUCGGUGGCCACUUACACAGGUGACUUGACUGAGGAGCAGUGCAACACAUCGAGGGAAGGCUGCUGUUCGGAGCUUUAUAUAGGGGAAGAGGAGGAGCUGACCAAGUGCUUUGUCAUCCACUCCACCAAAUUGCCAGCGGAUGGGGACACUGACGUCGGCAAGACCCUGAGGUUUCUAUCGUGCUUUGUGGAGUGUAUUUACAAGCAGAAGAAAUACAUUGGCAAGAGCGAUACGAUCAACAUGAAGAUGGUCAAGCUGGACGCAGAGAAGACCUAUGCAGAUCGGCCCAAGGAGAAGGACUAUCACAUUGCCAUGUUCGACCACUGCCGCAAGGAUGCAGUCGGGGUGUACAACCUACUGAAGGCCAGUCCUGGAGCGAAGGUGCUGCUGAAAGGAGCCUGUCGUCCCUACCUGUUGAUGGUGUUCAUGUGCAUCAGUGACUACCAUCAGAAGAAGGAGUGUCCCUACUUCCGGUGGGAGGGCACUGCGAAGGCGGGAACCAAGGAUCUGUGCGAUAAUGCCAAGGCCGAGUGCUAUCAAAUAGAUGGCAUUACACUGCCCACAAAGAGUCCAGCCUGA
This is a messenger RNA of Drosophila santomea, 874 nucleotides long. RefSeq lists its product as uncharacterized. The transcript has 3 exons. Bases 218 to 874 code for a protein of 218 amino acids. NCBI's taxonomy places the organism in Eukaryota, Metazoa, Arthropoda, Insecta, Diptera, Drosophilidae. The record is from RefSeq and is a predicted model, not a curated record.